Rotaria socialis is the source of this 657-nucleotide messenger RNA. The record is from the annotation of a GenBank genome assembly. Lineage: Eukaryota; Metazoa; Rotifera; Eurotatoria; Philodinida; Philodinidae.
AUGGUUCUAAUGACAAUGAUCGGCCGUGUGGCCGAUGGUCUUCCUCUCGCUGCCUCUGUUCACAAUGAUAUGCGUGAUGAUUCCGGUCGUAGUGGAAAUGAAUACCAAAAUCAAGCAAAGAAUAUUCUUCGUCAUCUAAGUCCGAAUUCUCCAUCAAAAGCUAGUAUUGAAAGUGAUCCAUAUAUUUUUCACUGUUUAAUUGAUCAUGAUGUUUGCUAUAUAACCUUAUGCGAAAAAACAUUUCCACGUAAGAAUGCAUAUGAUUAUCUUGAAGAUCUUGCACAAGAAUUCAUAGCUCAAUAUGGACAAAAAGUUCAAUUAGCUGCUCGACCCUAUUCAUUUAUUGAAUUUGAUAAUUAUAUACAAAAAAUGAAAAAACAAUAUGCUGAUAGUCGAACCUCACGAGAUACUACGGGUCGUUUACGAACGAAUUUACAAGAUAUACAGAAUAUAAUGGUUACCAAUAUUCAAGAUGUUAUAUCACGUGGAGAAACAGUGCAAGGGCUUUCUCAGAAAGCAGCAAAUCUUGCAUCUAUUUCUCAACAAUAUCGUAAAGAUGCGAAUUACUUGAAUCGUAUGUCAUCAUUGACAAAAAUUGGUUUAACUGUUGGAAGCAUUGUUAUAUUAUCUCUCAUCGCUUAUGUUUUUAUUUUUUAA